AAUUUCGGUUCUAGUUUUACAAUUCAUGGGGUACUUCCGGUGUAUAUCUCCACAGACGCACAUGCAUGCAGUUGUCAGUUGUUUACCUGUUUACUGUUAAUUACAGAGCCUUGAUGUUGAAGCCAUACAAGUUGUGAUGUUGUCAUCCGGUUCUUUACUCAGCCUUGACUGGCAUAAGACCAGGGAAGGCCAAGAAGUUCUGGCAUCUGUGCUACAGAGAAAUCUCACUAAACUAAAGAGGUUUGGUUUGUUGGAAAGACCGAUGGUACCCUUGCACAUAUCUGUCAGUGAUGUCCGUUACAAAGUCUUCCUCCUUGGCAAAAGUGGGGUCGGUAAAACCAGCACGAUAGCUAAACAUUCAGGCUGCCAGAUCCCAACAGUUCACAGUGAAACACAAGGUAUUCAAACAACGACAGUAUUUUGGCCAGUGAAAAAUUUACAACUUAACAAGGCCUUCAUGUUUCAAAUACAGUUCUGGGACACAGGAGAUAAUUCAACAAAGAAAUAUGAUCAUAUAAUGCCAGCUUGCCUGGACAAGGCUGAUGCCAUCAUAUUCCUGUUUUCCUUCGUAGACAAGAGUAGUUUUGAGGAUAUACCCCAUCAGCUGACACGGAUCAGUACUCCCAAAGAUAACACCACCAAACUGCUGAUUGGGACAAAAUUUGACCAGUUUGCUCACAGUGAGAUUACACAGAGGGACAUCAGAGACUUUGAACACAACUGGAAAAUACCAAUUUUGAAAACCAGAAAUAUUCCAGACGCAGAAAAUCAGAACAGUUUUAAUGAUAUUGCACAGAAUCUCAACAUAAUUUGCGAACAUUUGUGGCAGAGAGAUCUGAAAAUAGGAGGCAAAGGUCCCCCAGGUGAUAAUAAAAUAUCUUAUUGCUAAUCGGACUAUUGUUUAUCU
Molecule: messenger RNA, 907 nt
Organism: Mizuhopecten yessoensis (Yesso scallop)
Lineage: Eukaryota; Metazoa; Mollusca; Bivalvia; Pectinida; Pectinidae
Product: REM2- and Rab-like small GTPase 1
Exons: 6
Coding region: 137-889 (250 amino acids)
Molecular function (GO): GTPase activity; GTP binding
Source: RefSeq, a predicted model, not a curated record